Molecule: messenger RNA, 2466 nt
Organism: Talaromyces stipitatus ATCC 10500
Lineage: Eukaryota; Fungi; Ascomycota; Eurotiomycetes; Eurotiales; Trichocomaceae
Product: carbon catabolite derepressing protein kinase Snf1, putative
Exons: 4
Coding region: 1-2466 (821 amino acids)
Biological process (GO): protein phosphorylation; intracellular signal transduction
Cellular component (GO): cytoplasm
Molecular function (GO): protein serine/threonine kinase activity; ATP binding
Source: RefSeq, a predicted model, not a curated record
AUGGCCGCCGCCUUUGACGAUGAAGAUCUUUCCGUCUCGCUUGCUUCAAUUCCUCCCAAUCCUAAUAAUAAGAAACCGCGCGAUCAGUCGAAUACCGAUGCAAUAAUGUCCAGUUCGAAUCCGGCUGCUAUGGCAAUGCCGCCUCCGCCACGACCGAAUAAUAACGGUGGGAAUCGCAGUUCGUCGGGAUCGGUGCAGUCGCCAGCCACACGAAGGGAUAUGCAGAGGUUAGAUCAGUAUAAGACGGUUAAAGUGUUGGGGGAAGGAUCGUUUGGGAAGGUCAAGUUGGCGAUUCACCAGCCUAGUGGGAGGCAGGUUGCGUUGAAGAUUAUUCCUCGUCGGAAGUUGUUGUCGAGAGAUAUGGUGGGAAGGGUUGAGCGGGAGAUUCAAUAUUUGCAGUUACUGCGACAUCCGCAUAUUAUCAAACUAUAUACCGUCAUUCCCACAAAGUCGGAUAUUGUCAUGGUCUUGGAAUACGCCGAGAGAGAAUUGUUCGACUACCUUGUCAAACGUGGCAAGUGCAACGACGACGAAGCGCGCAAGUUUUUCCAGCAAAUCAUAUGUGCCGUCGAAUAUUGCCAUCGCCAUAAAAUCGUCCAUCGAGACCUGAAACCCGAAAAUCUAUUGAUUGAUAGCGAGAAAAACGUGAAAAUUGCCGACUUCGGUCUGAGUAAUAUCAUGACGGAUGGUAAUUUUCUAAAAACCAGCUGUGGAAGUCCCAAUUAUGCCGCACCAGAAGUUAUUUCAGGGAAAUUGUACGCCGGCCCGGAAGUCGACGUGUGGAGUUGCGGAGUUAUAUUAUACGUUCUUCUCGUGGGUCGUUUGCCAUUUGACGAUGAUUAUAUCCCUGCGCUAUUUAAAAAGAUUGCCGCCGGGAAUUUUCAUAUGCCUUCGUAUAUUUCACCAGGAGCUGCCAGGCUUAUUCGAGCCAUGCUGCAGGUUCAUCCGGUUCACCGGAUCAGUAUUGCGGAGAUUCGACAAGAUCCCUGGUUUCUUGAUGGUCUUCCAAAAUAUCUUCAAUUACCUCAAGAAGAGUUUGUCACGACAGGCGCGGAUCCAAACAAGGCAGUUGACCGUCGCAAGUUUGCGCCGGGAAAGUCGAGUAGUGUACAGCAGAAGAUUCAUGAUUUUGCCAUUACGAAAUUGGAGCAUAGCAUGGGAUAUAAAAAGGAGGAAAUUGAGGAUGCACUGCGCAAGGCUGAGCCUAGUGCGGUUAAAGAUGCAUUCUUUAUCAUCGCGGAGAAUGAAUUAAUGCAGACGAAUUCCCCUCAAGAAGACUCUCUCGACAUGUCCUCUCCACCGGCCCCGUCAUCACCCAUGCACGACAGCAGUGGCUACAGUUCCCCACGAGCCCCAAAAUCAGCCGCUGCAGCUCUUCGUCAAGAAAACGCCCUCACUCCAUUGACACCACAGGCACGGGAAGCUACGCCGCCACCUGCGCCUCCACCAACGGCACCAACUACCUAUGGGGCUAUGCCAAUAGAAGAGCCUCGUGUAAGCCAUGUGCGUAUUCUUCCUACAAGUCUGCCGUAUGUCCACGACCAGAUCAUGGAGCAACGGGAUGGUACUAGACGACAGAAGGCACAGACAUCCUCAUCCGCUGGACAAGGCCGAGCCGAGGACCGAACUCUGGAACAGCAAGCCGCGACUUUCAGAGCUCUCAAACCGCAUGCUCGUAGCGUGAUUGAUUUGGAUAAACUUCGAUUAGAGCCGCCAGAAAAGUUCCAUGCGGCGCCUAUGCCAUCCAAGAGGUCUAGAAAAUGGCAGUUUGGCAUUCGAUCACGUAAUCAACCGUACGAAGCGAUGUUUUGUUUGUAUAAAGCUAUUGAAGCAGUAGGCGGUGUUUGGGAAAUCAUACCCGCCGAGCCAGAGGGCGACGCACCGUUACCAAAACCGGAUCCGAACCAACCCAUGCCACUACAACGCAAAUACCCUGAUUUACCAUCUGAUUACUACAUCCCCAAAGAUCCAUGGUUCAUUCGCGCACGAUUAUUAAAAGAAGGCGUGACAGCACCUGGUGUAUCUCUAAGCGCGCACAGCAGUCGCAGUGACUUGGGCGAUCUGCGCCGAAAAGUAAACCUAAUGAACGCCUCCAUCAGCGCAGAAGACAAAGCCGCAAUCGCAGCAGCCGUGCAAGCCAGUGCCGAAAACAUCACCAAUAACACCGGAGGCGGCAGCGGAGGUGGCAGCACAAGCAUCCCCUCCUCUCUAGAACAAGUCCAAUCGCUGCGCAUCUCCUACGGGGUAUGGGUAUUCAUUGAUAUUCAGCUAUAUCAACUCGAAGCCACGAAUUACAUGGUCGAUUUUAAGUGUGACGGGUACCAGAAUGUGAUUCGGGCGGAUCUGGAUGGGGAAUGGAGACCGGUUAGUAAGCGGAUUCGAAACAAAGAAAAGGAGGUGACGAGUCCGUAUCCUUAUUUGGAUGUUGCGUCGGAUUUGGUUGCGCAGUUGGCUAUUGCCAGUUAG